Molecule: messenger RNA, 1356 nt
Organism: Ictalurus furcatus (blue catfish)
Lineage: Eukaryota; Metazoa; Chordata; Actinopteri; Siluriformes; Ictaluridae
Exons: 5
Coding region: 275-907 (210 amino acids)
Cellular component (GO): membrane
Source: RefSeq, a predicted model, not a curated record
AUGUGACGUGUGUAAAUGUGACUUGUGUGUAAAUGUGACUUGUGUGUAAAUGUGACUUGUGUAUAAAUGUGACGUGUGUGUAAAUGUGACGUGUGUAAAUGUGACGUGUGUAAAUGUGACGUGUGUAAAUGUGACUUGUGUAUAAAUGUGACUUGUGUGUAAAUGUGACGUGUGUAAAUGUGACUUGUGUGUAAAUGUGACUUGUGUAUAAAUGUGACUUGUGUGUAAAUGUGACGUGUGUAAAUGUGACUUGUUUGUAAUUUUUGGUUGAUAAAUGUGUAUUCAUAAACGCGACUUGUCUGUGUUAACUCCUGUUUACCGUAGCCGUGUGAUGGCGUGUGUUAAUUUAUCUAUGGAUGUGAUGGAGGAUCACUCAGAGCGACGUGGGCAUCGGGAUGACGAGGGCCCACUGAUUAAACAUUACAGAGUCUCUGAGCUCAUUCCUGCCCCAGAACUUCCUCUGCACCAGCUUCUGAAGAGAGAACCGGCAGUCUGGGCCGCCGUGCAGAUCAGCAGUGGGGUUUUGAGCGUUGGACUCGGAGUCAUGUUUGCUGUGUCCUUCCCAAUUAAUCACCUGUUACUCAUCUUGUUCAGAGUCCCGAUUAUCACUGGCAUUCUGUUCCUGACUGCUGGAUUUUUCUCCAUGCUGCUCUACAGACACCCCGCAAUCUUACAGAUGUGUUUUCACUCCAACAUCUUCUGCCUGGUCGUAGCUGCGUUGGGAGCCGUGCUGCUGUGUGUGGAUUUAGCCAAGCAUAACGCUAUCCCUGACAAUGAGAAGCAGGAGAAAAAGCUGCAACAUGAGGUGGAAGCCCUGGUGCUGUGUGUGACGUUGCUGGACAUGCUGGUCUCCACCGUCCUCAUCUUCUUGAUUAACGCAGAGAAACGCCGUCACGAGAAGAAAUGACUCCGCUCUCAGCUUUAAACCCAGAAGGAAACUUAAUCCGCCGCAAGUAACUGAUCAAAGUCGAGUUAUUUAAAUGGACGCGCUAAAGCUUCUUCAUCAAAAUAUUUCUUCGUGAGAACGGCCUGAAAGCGUUCGAAAGCGAGUCGACUCUUUAAGCUGAAACUGUAGCUGAGAAUAUAUGAGGCAGUUUGUUUGUUUUUUGUUUGUUUUACAUGUUACACUUGCAGUGUAUAAAUAAAUUCGAUAAAAAAAUAUUUCGAUGUAAACCUACAGAAUCUUUGAAUCUUUUCGGUAAUUAAGUCUGAUUAUACUUUAGUGUUUUCGUCCGUUCAAACGGAGCACGAGUUCCACUGAGGCUGAAACCUGAGACUUACUUUCCCUUCGCCGUCAUUUAUUAAACAACAGAAAUCGUAAACUUUGUUCAGUCUAGGACAAAAUGUCAAGGAGUC